Messenger RNA from Didymella exigua CBS 183.55, 1056 nucleotides. RefSeq names its product RNA-binding domain-containing protein. Gene Ontology annotation, biological process: mRNA splicing, via spliceosome. Lineage: Eukaryota; Fungi; Ascomycota; Dothideomycetes; Pleosporales; Didymellaceae. Gene Ontology annotation, cellular component: cytoplasm; nucleoplasm; ASAP complex. The coding region runs from base 1 to 1056 and encodes 351 amino acids. Gene Ontology annotation, molecular function: RNA binding. The record is from RefSeq and is a predicted model, not a curated record. The transcript has 3 exons.
AUGCCAUCGCGCUCGCCGUCUCCAAUGGAUCGGUCGCGGUCACGAACGCGUUCUCAAAGCCCGCGCGAUCGUUCGCACACACGCUCACCCAGGCGCUCUCUUUCAGCGCAAUCGCGAUCGCCUCCUGAUUCAAAAUCACCUCGUCUUCUGUCACGGUCUCGUUCGCGCACACGGUCCCCGACUCCUGGACGGAAUGGGCGCAGAAGCCGUACGCCAGACAAAAGGUCAAGAUCAAGGUCGCGAUCGCGGACAAAGUCACCAGGUGGAAGAGGGAGAUCUUAUACUCGAAGCCCAACACCAAGGGAUGGGUCGCCAGCGCCGAGGAGUGCAAAGAUCGUAGUGGAGGCAUUAACAAGGAACGUCAAAGAGGAUCACAUUCGCGAAAUAUUCGGGAAAUAUGGGACGAUCAAGGACUUGAGGAUGCCUAUGAACCCAGUCUUCAAUGUGAACCGUGGAACCGCCUACAUCAUGUACGAGGAGAUCGACGACGCCGAGCGCGCAAUUGCAAAAAUGCACGAAGCACAACUAGACGGCGCAAAGAUCCAGGUCUCGCUCGUUCUCCCACGCCGGCGCUUCUCACAGACACCGCCUCCCAGGCGAGGAGGCCCACCACCACGCUUCCCAGACGACCACGACGGAUAUGCAGGUGGAGGGCCGCCAGGCGCAUACAGGCCUCCGCCGAUGGGCGGCUACGGAGGCGGUAGGGGUCGCGGACGAUCACCUUCACCACGAGGAGGAUGGCGAGGAAGAGGCAGAGGAAGAGGGAGAGGAGGUCGCGGCGGCGGCGGCGACUUUGGAUACAGACCACGCUCCUACUCGAGAUCUAGGAGCAGGAGUCCGCGCAGAAGCAUGUCACGAUCAUCGUACAGCCGGUCACUCUCACGGACACCACCGCGCAGACGAGGCGGCGGAGGUAGCUAUGGUAGGAGAGACUCGCCGCCUAGAAGAGGAGGAAGAGGCGGCGGCGGUGGUGGCGGUGGCGGUGGGAGGAGGAGCCCAAGCUAUGAUUCCUACGACAGCCCACGGUCACGAAGCAGGAGCAGAGAUCGCAGGUAG